CCCGUAUCUAUUGCCCUGAUGUGAGGUUAUAUCAGACUGGCUAGCGCCCGUGAUCUUCGUUGAUGUGUCGCGUUUCUGACUCUGCUUCUGACUCUGUUUCUCCACAUCUCGUUCGUCUUGCUUGCUUGCUUGUGGGCUGGAGAAGAACGCCAUGGCGCACAGCGAUACGAAUAGCCUUGUGCUGAAGGAUGACCCGAGUUUUGUUACGACGGAGCAAGUCUCCCAGGUGCAUAGUGUGUCGAGUGGGCUGCCCGCCGGCGUCGACGACGACGAGCAGCGCUCGCUGUGGCAGAAUGUGAAAAAGUAUCGCAAGGUGACUUAUGUUACGUUUGGGCUUACGUCUGCGAUUCUGCUGUAUGGGUAUGAUAAUGUGGUUGUGGGCACGGUUUCGGCCAUGCCGUUGUUUCAAAAAGACUUCGGUGAAUACUUCGAAGCUGACGAUAAAUGGAUUCUGCCUGCUACCUGGCUUGCUCUCUGGAAUGUUGCGUCCCCCAUUGGCGCGAUGAUGGGCUCUCUCUUCGGCGGCUGGAUGCAAGAUAGAAUCGGGCGUCGUCUUGCUCUGGCUACCUCCUCGUUUCUUUCCGCCCUCGCAGUCGCAGUCAUGUACAUUUCUUAUCUGCCAGCAGACAUCACCGGCCGCCGCGUGGCCUUCUUAAUGGGCAAAUUCUUCCAAGGAGGCGCAAUUGGCGCCGUCAUGGCUGCAUGUCAGACGUACAUGAGUGAGAUCCUUCCCCCCGCGCUACGAGGCUCAGGCAUGGCUUUCUUCCCCGUCUUCACACUCCUGGGACAACUGGCCGGCGCGCUUGUUAUUUUCGGGGCGCUGAACGCAGACAACGGAUAUGCGAUUGCUUUUGGCUCCCAGUGGCCGUUCUCCUUCAUUCCGAUCGUCGUCGCUUUCUUGAUCCCAGAGUCGCCGACGUGGUACGUCCGCAAGCGCAAACUAGACAAAGCGUACAAAGCACAAGCACGUCUGGAUCCGCCGGGCGCAGACACAAAAGCCAUCGUCGACAAGCUCCUCCGCGACAUCGAGCACGAGGAGCAGACGUCCAAGGCCACGUACGCGGAAUGCUUCAACAAACGCAAUUCGCGCCGCACAUUAAUCGUCAUGUUCGCGAACGCACUACCCGCAGUCUUCGGCCUGCAGCUCCUAGCCAAAUCGUCGUACUUCCUCCAGCUCAUCAACAUGAAAGCAAGCAUAUCCAUCAUCUUCCUCAUCCUCGGCAUCGUCCUCGGCCUCAUCGCAAACUGUGUUUCCGUCUGGGUCGUUGCGCGCGUCGGCCGCCGCACCCUCGUCAUCUCCACGCUGCUGAUCUGCGCCGCGCUCUGGCUGUCCAUGGGGAUUGCGAAUUGCUUCCCCAUCGUGCCGGCUGUUACAUGGUGGACAGCCAUCUCCAUGAUGCUAACCAUCGUCACCGCCGGCGUCGGCGUCUGGCCCGCAUCCUUCGCUAUCGCCGCCGAGACGUCGUCACUGCAGCUACGUGCUAAAACGCAGGGCCUCGGCUGGUUCGUCUCGGCGUUCUCGGCGGCCGCUGCGGGCGUCGCUUUGCCGUAUAUUUUCAACCCCGAUAGCGGGAAUCUAAGGGGGAAGGUCGGCUUCACGUAUGUGGCGACUUGUUUGCUGGGCGCGGGGGUGAGUUGGGCGGUGAUUCCGGAGAUGAAGGGGAGGAGUGUGCUGGAGAUUGAUUGUAUGUUUGAGGAGGGGGUGGGGGCGAGGGAGUUUAAGAAUUGGAGGGGGGAGGUAAGUGGAAUGCACUUCCUACGAUAUAUGAUUAUACACAUACAUCGUCACUUUGAAUACGCAUAG
This is a messenger RNA of Dothidotthia symphoricarpi CBS 119687, 1804 nucleotides long. Its product is annotated as MFS general substrate transporter. Gene Ontology annotation, biological process: carbohydrate transport; transmembrane transport. The coding region runs from base 152 to 1804 and encodes 550 amino acids. The transcript is spliced from 4 exons. Gene Ontology annotation, molecular function: carbohydrate:proton symporter activity. The record is from RefSeq and is a predicted model, not a curated record. Gene Ontology annotation, cellular component: membrane. NCBI's taxonomy places the organism in Eukaryota, Fungi, Ascomycota, Dothideomycetes, Pleosporales, Dothidotthiaceae.